Molecule: messenger RNA, 1479 nt
Organism: Microthlaspi erraticum
Lineage: Eukaryota; Viridiplantae; Streptophyta; Magnoliopsida; Brassicales; Brassicaceae
Source: the annotation of a GenBank genome assembly
AUGAAGAACCCAUCACCGAAGAGGAAGGUGGUUGUUCGGCACUUGCCGCCUUCUCUUUCACAGUCCGAUCUCUUAUCCCAAAUUGACCCUCGUUUCGGUGAUCGUUACAAUUGGCUCUCCUUUCGUCCUGGAAAGUCCAGCUAUAAAAAUCAGAAAUUUGCAAGGGCCUACGUUGGUUUCAAGGCACCAGAAGAUGUUUAUGAGUUCGCUGCAUUUUUCAACGGGCAUGUGUUUGUUAAUGAAAAGGGUGCUCAAUUCAAGGCCGUAGUUGAAUAUGCGCCUUCACAGCGUGUGCCGAAACCAUGUGAGAAGAAAGAUCCUCGUGAAGGGUCUAUUAGCAAAGACCCUGACUAUCUUGAGUUCCUUAAGCUGAUUGCUCAACCUGUUGAGAAUCUCCCUAGUGCUGAAAUCCAGCUGGAAAGAAGAGAAGCUGAGCAAUCUGGUACUUCAAAACCGGCUCCGAUUGUUACCCCUCUUAUGGAAUUCAUACGUCAGAAACGUGCUACUGUGAGUGGAUCUCAGGGUUUAUUAGAUGCUCGAAGAGGAGGCAGAAGAGCCAGAGCAGUCGCUGCAAACAAGCCAAGUUCAAGGCCCUCGAAACGAAACUCUGAGAAGAAAAAGUAUGUGGAAAAAGACAAUUCGAAAAGCGUGCUCCGGAAGGUUACAUCAGACGGCGGGAGCUCCAAGCAAGAUAUACCAGAAGCUGAUACUGGAAAUCAGUCAGCAGCUAUAGAUUCUAUCUUGGAUAGCUCUCUCCCAGGGAUUCCAUUGACUAUGGAUUCUGGGAAGAAGAAGAUUUUGCUCCUGAAAUCCAAAGACCGAGACAAUCCUAGUAACCCUCCGCCACAACUGGACAGGCAGAUGGAGAAUAAUUUAUCUGGUAGCUCCUCGGUUUCAAGACAGAAUUCGAAGAAUGAUGUUGGUGGGAGGUUGAUCAAGAGAAUACUUCUGAAAAAUGAGUUGCGACCAAGCGCGUCAUCAUCUUUUGUUCAGCCUGAGCAAAGAGUCGAACCCUCGGAAGCAGAAAACCCCAAGCGUCCUCCUCGGCCAGCCAACACUCGAGCAGGGAAAGACUAUCAUGCAUCUAGUCCCAUCGGUGAGAAGCAAGAUAGGCGUACGAGAAACAAGGACAGGCCUGAUCGUGUUGUGUGGGCUCCUCGUCGUGGUGAUGGGUCCAGUGUCAACGAGGAUCAACCUUCAUCUUCAGCAGUGAACAAUGGAGAAGUGAAAGAAAGGACGCUCUUGCAAAGAUCUGGAGAAGUUGUGAACUCCUCUGUUGGACACUCUCUUGAGAAUGGUUCUGUUAGAAACUCUAAUCGCCGUGUAGGAGCUCGUAAUAGAAAAGAAGACGGCUUUGUGAUGACUGGUGAGGGUAAAUCAUCCCGGAGAGGAGGAGGUGGUGGUGGUGGUGGUGGUGGUGGUGGUUCCAAUUCACAAGAGAAGCAGAUGUGGAUCCAGAAGUCAUCAUCGGGUACUUGA